Molecule: messenger RNA, 819 nt
Organism: Onychomys torridus (southern grasshopper mouse)
Lineage: Eukaryota; Metazoa; Chordata; Mammalia; Rodentia; Cricetidae
Product: doublesex- and mab-3-related transcription factor C1-like
Exons: 7
Coding region: 1-819 (272 amino acids)
Source: RefSeq, a predicted model, not a curated record
AUGAGAAAUGAGUGGGAGUGGGCACUCUUGCCUCUGAGGUUUGCCAGAGGGACGGCCCAGCAGCAGCAGCAGCAGCAGCAGCUGGGAACCGUGGAACAAAAAGACAAAGCAGAUGUCCCCUGCUGGCCCUCCACCUCGGAAUGUAACCCAGGGAACAAGACUGGAGCCCCACUGGGAAUCGAAGCUGGCCUCAGAGGACCUGGAAAUCACCGUGGCAGAGGCCACAGUUGUGGCGCCGGGACCAAAGCCAGGGAACACAGCGAGGCCCUGCCUGAUCUGGGUUCUGAGAAGAAGGUGCAUGGUGCACUGCUAAAGAGAAGACAGAUUCGACUACCAAGAGCGACAGGGGCUGUCGCCCACAAACCCCUCUGGCAGGGCAAGAAGUCCUCUGCCAAAGCAAGAGGUCACAUGGCCCAGGUGGGAAAGAUCAUAUCAAUGGAGAGCUCCCAAGGGCCUCCACUCUUCUACUGGCCCCCAGCAGUUUCAUCUCCGCCCUACAUGACAGUGACCUUGGGGCAGCAAUUGAUUGUUUCUCCUUCCGUGGAGCUCCAUGAGGCUGUUGCCUCAUCCAACCCAAUCUCGGAUCUGAGCCCCCUGCCAUGUUCCACCAUGGAGCAUCAUCCACCAGAGCAGCAGGUCCCUGCAGAGAAGUUGGGGUUCCGGAAACUUGGGCGGGAGAAGCUAAGUGGAUGUGGCCCCACUACCUCUGACCAGCCCUCGGUUUCUGCGAUCUUAGAGUGUCAGGAGACACUGGAGGCUGCCGAGGCCCUGAUGACGCUGAAGAACUCUUCUUGGACCUGGCGCCAGACCCACAGCUAA